CAUCAGGCUGACGGUGGUGUGAUCAGGGAGGAGGAAGAGGAGACGUAUGCACCGAGUCCACACAAGCACCUGUGCGCUCUUAUUCUGAAGGUUUGCCCCCCCUCACCUGUGCGCAGCAGGUACCACAGAGCUUCACUUUUAUUCUGGAGCCUGAGGAGACAGACGUGGGUUCCAUCCCCCGCUCAGCCGUGGAUCGAGUCUCCCUCCUCGGUGUCUUCAUGGAGAGGAGGCUGAGCAAUGCGCGCCCAGCAUGGCUGUGGCUCCAGCAGCGACCACCCAGGGACCGGUAUGGCUUUUAGCCGCAUCCGAAAACUGGACGCCCCGUCCCGCGGCAUCUUCCGGAGAGCGGCGGUCAUGCUCGGCUCGCUCCUCGCCUCCCUCUUCCUCCUGCACUGCCUCACCGACCGCUGCUGCACCAUCACCCCCGCGGCCGCCUCCGCCUCCCCGGGCCAAGCCUCCUCCUCCGGGCGGCUCUUCGAGGACCUGAGGUCGCUGAGGACCAAGCGGCUGGUGUACGAAUGGACCCCCGGGUCCGCGCGCUCCUCGCCGUGGCUCGCGGACCCGCCGGCCGGGGAGUCGCUCCUCCUGCCGCCUCCGGAUCUAGUCGCCUCCAGGAAAGUGUCUCCGAGGUUCGCAGGUAAACUCAGCCCGCUCGGGGAGGGGAGCAAGAAGCUGCCGCAGGCUCUCAUCAUCGGGGUGAAGAAAGGAGGCACCCGGGCUCUGCUGGAGUUUCUCCGGGUUCAUCCGGACAUCAGGGCCGUGGGAGCGGAGCCGCACUUCUUCGACCGCAACUAUGAGAACGGGCUGGAGUGGUACAGGGAGCUGAUGCCCAAGACCCUGGAGGGCCAGAUCACCAUGGAGAAGACCCCCAGCUACUUUGUGACUAGAGAGGUCCCCGCCCGGAUCGCCGCCAUGUCCCGGGACACCAAGCUGAUCGUGGUGGUGAGGGACCCGGUCACCAGGGCUAUCUCCGACUACACACAGACACUGUCCAAGAAGCCCGACAUUCCCUCCUUCGAGAGCCUCACCUUCAAAAACAGGACUACGGGGCUCAUCGACACCUCGUGGAGCGCCGUCCAGAUCGGCAUCUACGCCAAGCACCUGGACAACUGGCUGCAGUACUUCCCCAUGGGCCAGAUCCUGUUCGUGAGCGGCGAGCGGCUGAUCAGCGACCCGGCCGGAGAGCUGGGCCGCGUGCAGGACUUCCUGGGCCUCAAGCGCAUCAUCACGGACAAACACUUUUACUUCAACCAGACCAAGGGCUUCCCGUGCCUCAAGAAGGCCGAGGGCAGCAGCAAGCCCCACUGCCUGGGGAAAACCAAAGGGAGGACCCACCCGAACAUUGACCCCGAGGUGGUGCAGAGGCUGCGGGACUUCUACCGGCCCUUCAACAUGAAGUUCUACCAGAUGACGGGACGCUUCUUCGGCUGGGAGGACUGAGUGGGACACUGAGGACUGUCUGGAAAUACCACGAUGGACGAGUGAGGACCACUUUCAAAGGGAAAACACUUUUGGGUACAAAUUCGUGACAUUUCAAGGAAUAGCACAGAUAUUAUUUCUAAAAGUUUUAGUUUUAGUACAUUUUGUAAAUAUCGGGAAAAUAGAAGCAAAGCUAAACCUUGGAGAUUUAAUCUGAUAUAACUGAUCAAAUUCUAUUAUUUGGAUUUAUUCUCGAAAAUAAGAAUCAAUCUCAAAAUACUUUCUCAUAGAUUUAUAUUUAAUUUAAUACUCAUGUUAACAUGGAGGCUUUACUUUUGUGCAUUUAUUCUUUGAAUUUUUAUUAUUAUUUAAAAACAAAUAUAUAUAUAUAUAUGAUUCAUAUAAUAAAAUCAUAAUCAUAUAUUGAAAUUAUUUAUUCCUACAAAUUAUGAAUGUAGUAAUUGUAAAAGAAAACAAGAUCUUAUAUAACAGCCAAUGGAAAUUAUAGGACUUUUUUCCAGAAAUAUUUGUUUUUUUCCUAACACCAUUAUUUUUGUAAUAUUAUAAACUUUUCUCAAACUUUUGGACUUUGCUCUGUGAACUUCCAGAGAUGUCUCGACUUGGUUGUCAAAACGUUUGCUCCCCCGACGGUGUCCUCGCCGCUCACCCUAAGCAAUAUGUGGCUGUUCCAGGAGAGAGGAGGGUCCCCCCUCUCCUCGGCGGCAGCCCUGAUAUGCAAUCUUUCACCGUUACAUCAUUCAUCAUCAGCGCUGCCUCUAAUCCACAAUCAUGGAGAUGUUUUCAUCCGAGAAAAAGACGAUUGAGCUGUUGAGGGAUUUUCGUCACGUCUCCCUGCACUAUCUGAAGAAACUCCUCUUUCUUUGACUUUUUUAUUUUUGAACUCCGAAGUCCUCGCCUGCGAGAGGGAGACUGUGAUCUGCAGUGCUUCUUUAAGAAGAUGUGUUCAGGGGCUUUUGAUAAAAGCUCUUGCUGAGUGAUUCAAUGCCAUAUUUUAAACAUACAUAGCUGCUUUCAAAAAAUUUCUAGCAAAAAGAAUAUAAAGAAAAAGAUAAAAAUAUAUAUGUAUUUUUGAAAUGUAUUUAUUCAAGAGGUACACACGCAGUAUGUUUGUAUUUUGAAUAACUCCUCAGUGAUUAUUUGCUCUUGUAUUAUUACGCUCCCCAUGCCUUUUAGAGUAUUGUUUGUUUUAUACUGAACGCUUAAAAAAAACGUGUGUUAAUUUCAGGUCAUCCGUUCUAACAUGUAUCUGCCGCACAGUGCGUGGACACGUGUGGUCUGAGCCUCCGGCUUCAGAGCUGUGUUAUUUCAGGGGUUUGUUCCCCCACCUUCAGUUAAUGAAGUUAAAGGCAAAGAUAGCACUCGCGAUUAUUCAAGCACCGGCGACUGCGGUGGAGGUGAGGGACCUCCGCCUCGCCUGCCCCGACCGCGACUCCAGUUUCCUCAACAUGCCUCCUUGUGAAUUGAAUACACUUGAUGUCACUGGCCUUCCUUGCCUCGAGGCUAUGUGUGUAUGUGUGUGAAUACAAGUGUGUGUGUGUGUGUGUGUGAGCGAAUGUGUGGAAGUCUUCUCAAACCCAGGGGUGCAUGAGAACAAUGGCUGAGUUGUGUUCCUAAUUUCUCUCUACUUGUAUUGUGAGCCACUUUCUGAAAGCAGAUGUUCUUCAAAGGCACAAAAAUCAACAGUGUGUUUUUUUUGGGGGGGGGGCGGGGAGCAUCAGAAAACAACCUAAUAUACAUUCUGUCUUUUGGGCGAUUAUAUUACCAAUCUAACUGUGCUGACUGUUGUUUACUCCGAGUUGUAGGGAUUUUUAAGGCACUCAUUGAAUAAAAGAUGUUAUAUGUAAACGUUUUAAUUAUAA
Messenger RNA from Platichthys flesus (European flounder), 3299 nucleotides. RefSeq names its product heparan sulfate glucosamine 3-O-sulfotransferase 3A1-like. Bases 238 to 1440 code for a protein of 400 amino acids. Gene Ontology annotation, molecular function: [heparan sulfate]-glucosamine 3-sulfotransferase activity. The transcript is spliced from 2 exons. Lineage: Eukaryota; Metazoa; Chordata; Actinopteri; Pleuronectiformes; Pleuronectidae. The record is from RefSeq and is a predicted model, not a curated record.